This is a messenger RNA of Aspergillus wentii DTO 134E9, 1228 nucleotides long. RefSeq names its product HAD family hydrolase. Gene Ontology annotation, biological process: DNA repair; dephosphorylation. Gene Ontology annotation, molecular function: phosphoglycolate phosphatase activity. Lineage: Eukaryota; Fungi; Ascomycota; Eurotiomycetes; Eurotiales; Aspergillaceae. The record is from RefSeq and is a predicted model, not a curated record. Bases 349 to 1056 code for a protein of 235 amino acids. The transcript is spliced from 3 exons.
GAAGGACAAAAAGUAGAAAUAGCAUUAUUGAUAUCGCAAACCCACAUGGAGCACUGCCAUGCUUUGAUCCGUGCUUGGAUAUUGGAUAUUAUCACCAGGUGGAAGCAUCUGCAGCAACCGCCCCAGGCGCUGCAAGCCCCAUGGACUGCUGGAUGGCGUCUGGGGAUAUUAAUAUACUGUGGAAUCCUGGAAGCAUUCACCGACGAGGGGUUUCAAGAUCCGCGUAGACGGGGGUUUAGCGACAAGGCUGGCCUGGUCCUCUUAAGACGUGAAUAUCCUGGCCUGGAUGACCUGUACAUUGUACAAACAUCUUAAUCGUCACAUUUUCCGAGCAAUCAUACCUUCACCAUGACCCGUCUGGUCAUCUUUGACUUUGAUGGCACUCUUUUUGACACCAUCCAAUGCGUCGAGCAUUCAGUCAAGCUCACCUUCGAGUCCCUCCUCCCCACUCAUGUCCCCGCGCCAGCCGACAUCCAUUCUUUAAUCUCCAGCGGUGCCGGCAUCUCAGACACGUUGCGGGCCCUCCAUCCCGACACCGCCGUCUUCAAUGCUACAGAGGACCAGUGGGUCGUCAGGUAUCGUGAGCUGUACGCUACACAUGGCCAAUCCCUCACCAAGCCCUAUCCCGGUGCAGAACGGCUGCUGCGGUACUUGAAAUCGGAGAAUAUCCCGACAGCCAUUGUAACCAACAAGGGUAUCGCGGCGGUCAAGACCGCACUGGAGCAGAACGGGCUUAAAGAAUAUGUGCCCGAGGAUCUGAUAGUCGGUGAUAAAACGCCCGGAGCAAAACGGAAGCCUGAUCCGGCGAGUUUUGCCAACGUGCUGGUGCCCACUUUAAAGGCACGAUAUGGGGUGGAGGGGCUAGAGGAUGGGGAAGUGUUGAUGGUAGGGGAUACUGUUGCGGACAUCAAGUUUGCAGCCAGCAUUGGGGGGAAGAUAUGCUGGUGUCGAUACGGACAAGGCGAUCAUGCAGAAUGCAGCGCGUUGGACCCUGAUUUUGACGUUUCUUCACUGGGGGAUCUGGUCGAAAUAAUUGGGAGGGAAAAGGGGAUAUGACCCGUUUGUCCGGUUACGGAGUAUGUAUUCAAUAAUGUACAGAAUGGAGUAGAUUAGAUGCCCUAGACCGUUCUUUAUACACCUGAAACAGAUCAGCGUUGUCGGCGAUGCGAGAUAAAACCGAGCGGGAUGCGUCAUUAUCCGCAACGACUCAUAAUUUUCCCCGGCAUGC